AUGGAUUUGAUCUACGGCAACUUCAUAAGCAAUGGCAAGUCUAUAAUUCGAAAUACUGUGGAAGGUAUGUAGUAAUCUCAAACUCAGCAGUUUCAUGUAUGCUAUGUUGACUUUCUCCUCUCUGUUUGGCCUCCCAGGGAUCGUUCGGUGCCAAGGCGAGAUCAUCCAAGAUCCUCUUGUGGAAGGGUCAGAAGGACAAAAAGUGAAGCUCUCUUGCAAGCACCCUCAGAUUUCAACAGAAACAAUCUUUUGGUACCGGCAGCGCUCUAAUGAGGCUCCUCAUUCCAUAGUAUCUGGAUACAAAAGUAGUGUGUCAAGUGAAAUUCUAGAUGGAGCCAUGAUAAUCACCAGCGACCGAAAGGCCAAUGAAUUCUCCUUCAACAGAGUUACUCUCGAAGAUUCUGGAAUGUACUACUGUGCUCUGAGUGACACAGUACUACAUCCUACUGCCGCUUUUGUACAAUAA
Molecule: messenger RNA, 466 nt
Organism: Podarcis lilfordi (Lilford's wall lizard)
Lineage: Eukaryota; Metazoa; Chordata; Lepidosauria; Squamata; Lacertidae
Source: the annotation of a GenBank genome assembly